AUGCGCGUGGUCAGCUACAACCCGCUCACGCUGUGCAGGCGCCUCCGCGCCGAAGAGAUCAGUCAGGAACUGGGGCGGCACGACGUGGUGGCGCUGCAAGGCACGCAGGUGAAGUGGCGUGGCGGUGAGGACGGAUGGGGACGAGGCGGGCGCACCAACAAGGCGUGCGGCGUCUCGAUUUUCUUCAAAAAGGGGUUCAAGGUGCUGAAGCUGCUGUCGCCGCCACCGGCCUUGCGGGGGCGCGGCGGCGGCGCCCGCCUUGGGCGGGGCACGCUGGACAUCCUGGUGCUGGCCCUCUACUUUGCUGUGCGUGGGGUGGCGGUCCAGCGGGCGGCGGCGGACGCUCUCUUCACGUGGGCGCAGCGCUGCCUCAUGGAGACGCCCACGCGCUGCACGCCGUUGCUCUGCGCCGACCUCAACGACGGGCUUGGCAUGGUCAAACACGAGGCGGGGGUCUUCUCGCUUUUGCCUGAGGCUAUCGGGCGGGUCGAGCCCGCGCUGGAGCACGAGUCGGGUUCGGCGUGGAGGCGGCUCUGCGAGGAGUGGGAGCCCGCCACGGUCAACACCUUCUUGGAGGGCUAUACCUUCUCAGGCCCGACUGGGGCCAGGUCGAGGCCCGACGUGAUCGCCAUGCCCCGCGAGCUCAUGCUGAGCGUCGCGGACUGCGAGCCGCUCUACACGAUCGGCGACAGGCUGCAGGCCAUUCGAGCCCGCGGUAGGAGGGGCCACGCGCCGCUGGGGGUCUCCGUGAGGAUCACUCCUGUGCACCCUGAGAUUCUUCCCAGGUGUGUACGGGCGCAGUGGGACAUGGACGCCUGCAUGCUGGCUCUGAAGCGGCACCAGGGCAAGCUGGAGUUUUUGACGGAGCUGGAGUACAAGUGCGAGGACGUGGUUCGUCCUCCAUUGGAUGAGGAGCGGGGCCCCGACGAGGCCUGGGACGAGCUGGCGGAGGCGGUGCGCGAGACGGGCCUGGCGCACUUCGGCUUCAAGGGGCGCGACACGAGGGGGGUGGAGGAGGCGACGGAGCAGCGCAAGAAGCUGGGCGAGAUGGGGGCUUCGACGGACUUCGAGCAUGGGAGGUGCGUGCAGGAGCUCAAGGGCGCCACGCGCCGUCUGCGCGCGCUCCAGCGGCAGCAGCGCAGGCGGCUCCGCGCGGUGCGUUGCGGGGCGCUGGCGGAGGCGGGGCGCGCGGGCGACGCGGCCGCGGUCUGGGGGCUGGCCCGCCUGCUGGGCGAGCGGGGGCUGGGCGCGCGCCGUCGGGCGCACUGCGCCCCCCGCCUGGGGCGCGCGGCGGCGGCGCGGCGCAAGCUCUUCAAGAGUCCUGGGCGACUGGGGGGCUACUCUGCGACGGAGCUGGACGCGCGAGUAUCUCGAGCAGCUGCGGCCCCCGCUGGCGCAGUGCUGCUCGUCAGGCAGGGCGAGGGCGUCGGCUACAGGGCGGAUCCCCCGAGCAUGAAGGUCUUCAGGAAGCGAAUGCUGCACUGCUUGGCCCUCGUCCGCUUGUUCAAGACGGCGCCCUUGGCGUGGCCCAGGACCCAGAAGGUGAAGGGGGCACCCUUCGGCUUCGCCCCUAGGCGCUCGCGGGAUGGGGCUCUGGCGGUCACGGCGGCGGUGGCCGAGCGGGCCGCGCGCUGCGGCCUCGCGGCGCUCGCGAGCUUCAAGGGCCUGAGCAGUGCGUUUCAGCGCCCGUCGGUGCGUGACAUGGCGCAUGGCCUUGAGAGCAUGGCGCGCGCCGAGGACCGCCCCAUUGUUUCGCGGAGGGUCUUCGACUACCACUGCGAGGUGGAGACGGCCGAGGGCGCGCUGCGCAUGAAGACCAACCAGGGCGCGCUCAUUGGCGACUCGAUCGGCCCCCCGCUCCUCCCCGAGGUUUUCACGCCAGUGGCGACUGAGUGGGCCAUGGCGGACUCCGGUCGCCCCGACGCGCAGCUGCUUGAGGCGAAGUCCGUCGUCGCGGGCGCCGUUCUGGACCUCGGCCUCGCGAAUCUCGCGGGCGACCUCUGCAAGCGCUUCGUCUCGCGGUGCUACGACGCCGCGAUCAAGAACCACAAGGCUUCGGACGAGCUCUUGGACGGGCUGCUGGAGCCGCGCGGCUUCCAGCAUAACAUCUCCAAGCAGUGCGCCAUGUGCGCUUUCCGUGGCGAGGGGGCCAGGGCCAAGACGCGCGCCUUCUUCGCGGGCAGGCUCGGCGCGCGCGGCAACUGCUCAACGGUCGCUCGCUACCUUGGCCCGACGCUGCACUACCAGGGCGGCCUCGCGACGGAGAUCAGGGUCUCCGUCGAGGUGGCGCGCCGGGUUUUCCGCUCCUUGGUGCUGGGGGCGCUCCUCUCUGGUGCGGCUGCGGUCGCGCCCGCGCAGUUCUUCCUGGCGUCGCUGGGCGGGGUCGUUCGCCAGCUGCUGCAGAUGGCUGACAUCGAGACCGAGCUGCGCAUGGUGAGGCUUGGGCUCGUGAAGUGCAUGGUGCGCCACCCCGCGGAUUGCGAGAUGGAGCUCGCGGCUUUGUCCGGCCAGCUGCCCUUCGUGUUGCAGCCCGUGCUGGAGGUGGGCGGCCGCCGGGGCGAGGGGGCUUCGGCGCUCGCGAGGCUGCGGGUGGACGACGCGAAGUUGCUCUUGCGCGCGUCGGAGCGCGAGGACCUGCUGGAGGCGCGGGGCGCGCGCCCCCUCUUGCUGCUGGAGGGGGCCUUGCUGGAUGAAGUCCUUCAACUCGACCCGCGCGUGCUUCGGGUUCGCGGCUGGGCGGCCCAGCGCCCGCCGCCCCGUGAGGUAGACGCGGCCGUGCGUCAUCGCUGGCUGACCCUGCGCGGCGACCGCGACAGGCCAGCACGCGAGCCGCCUGGCCUCAUCGAGAUCGGGGACUUCGAGUUCGCGUGCCAGGGGGCACCCGGUUGGGCUUUGGCGGCCUCGCCAGCCGUGGCCGACGAAGGGGCGCGCGCGGUGGCGGGAGGCAGGCCCAAGGCCGCCGCGAAGCCUCGCGCCCGGCGCCAGCAGGACGAGUUCGAGGAGACGGUGGCCACCCUAGCGCGCCUGGCGUUCUCGCACGACUUCCAGAUCCGCGGCCUCGAGUCGGCCUGCUACCUCGCGUUCAAGGCCCCGCUCGACAACGACACGAUCAAGAACGCGAUGGGCUCGGGCAAGACCUACAACAACAUUUGCCGCGGCAAGAGCCCUGCGCAGCACGGCCUGGGCCCGCCGUUGCCGCACCUCGUGGGGGCGGCGGUGCGCUCGCUGGCCACCGCAGCGGAGAUGGCGGGCUCCGACCUCGAGGGGCCAGUGAAGGCGCUCCACGCCCAGGUCAGCGAGCAGGACUUCAUCGCGGCGAACUUCAAGUACAUAAAGCUGAAGGACAUGUACGACAAGCGGCACACUCGCGUGUGCGCGGCGGUCGGGGCGGCCGAGAUCGCGACCACGUUCAAGAAGGCGGUGAUCCAGAUCGGCGGCGUGGAGCUCCAGGGCACCGCGCCGCCAGGCGGGCUCCAUCGGAGCCUUCAGGAGUGGUUGGGCCAGCGCUGA
This is a messenger RNA of Prorocentrum cordatum, 3510 nucleotides long. NCBI's taxonomy places the organism in Eukaryota, Dinophyceae, Prorocentrales, Prorocentraceae. The record is from the annotation of a GenBank genome assembly.